AUGGCCAUUACUUCGCCAAGAAAACAUUUGGCAAACCCACAUACUGCCAUCAUUGUUGCGAUAAAAUAUGGGGUAUGCUCACGCAAGGAUAUGCAUGUGAAGAAUCCGGUUGCGCACACAUGGUCCCAACCUGGCUUGAUCAAGCGGAAGUUCUGCUGUGUGUGCCGUAAACGAACGGAUGAGUCAUUGUCACUGGAAUGUGAAGUUUGCGAGUACUACGUUCAUGUGGAUUGCUCUGAUUUGGCUGUAUCCGACUGCAAAGAAGCGGCUACUUAUGUGCCGAAUUUGGAUUUAGCUCAUGCUGUUUGCUAUCGUCAGAUGUCGAAGGAGUGCGAUUUUGGUGUGUUACGGAAGAUAAUGCUACCUCCGUCGUCACUGACAAUUCCACGGACGGAACUACCAAUGGAGCAACUAUUGGCGAUCACAUCUAACGAUCCCCCACAGUCGCGUAAGGUAUCUUCACCAUCAAAAAUUCAAGCGGAUGAUGUGUCAUCAUCGGGUGAAGAUAUGAAAGAACGAGAAGACACGGAAAUACUCCGAGUUUUCGACGGUAAUUCGUCACUUCGUGCACAAGUCUGCAGAACCGCCAGCGUCCCUAAAACUGCUACUGUUCAACAGAUUCGU
Cooperia oncophora is the source of this 624-nucleotide messenger RNA. The record is from the annotation of a GenBank genome assembly. Lineage: Eukaryota; Metazoa; Nematoda; Chromadorea; Rhabditida; Trichostrongylidae.